Laccaria bicolor S238N-H82 is the source of this 951-nucleotide messenger RNA. RefSeq lists its product as uncharacterized. Gene Ontology annotation, molecular function: iron-sulfur cluster binding. The transcript has 3 exons. The record is from RefSeq and is a predicted model, not a curated record. NCBI's taxonomy places the organism in Eukaryota, Fungi, Basidiomycota, Agaricomycetes, Agaricales, Hydnangiaceae. Gene Ontology annotation, biological process: iron-sulfur cluster assembly. Bases 1 to 951 code for a protein of 316 amino acids. Gene Ontology annotation, cellular component: cytoplasm.
AUGUCCCCCAGUAUGCCUGUUGCAACCACCGUCGCUGCUGACCCCAUUGCUGUUGGAGCCGUCGCUGUUAAACGACCUGCUCUCGUUAUUGGCUCCCUCUCCACCGCAGAGGAUGGAACAUAUCAAGCAUUGAUCUCAGAUUUGCAGAGUUCGCGGCAAGUAGAUAGGCAGCUUUUAGAUCGGUUGGUGGACAACGCAACCACCUUGGAACCUUCAUCUUACGACUCCGUCCAUAUCACCCUCGCACCUUCCGAUUAUCAGGGCUUGACACAAAAGUUACCCCAACUCCUCUCACAACUUUUGACUGGGUUAACGCCCUUGGGCACCCUCCACCUUAUCAAUCUUACCUCAGCUGUACGGACCUUACCAUCCGAGCUUACACUUGCGGGGUUUAAUGUUCUCUCCGCGCUUCCUGACGAGGGUACUAUCAUCGCUCAAAAACCCCAACAUGUUGCCAGUACAUCGGUCCCUCUAAAAAGCCGUCAGCCAGGCGCACUUCUCAACAGGAAGAAAACAGAUCCAGCAAAGAAGCAGGCCUUGUGGGCUUUGAGUUCACCCUCAACCCCCAAGAUCGAUCCAGAGGCGUUACUCACGGCGGAAGAUAAGACCCGUCUAACGCCUGCAUGCGAACCUGUGAGAUCAUCGGCUCCUCGACGCAAGAAGGCUUGCAAGAGCUGCUCGUGUGGGCUGGCGGAGUUGGAGGAGGAAGAGCGAAAGCUAGGAAAGGUUGUGCUGCUCGAUGGAUCACAGGAUGGGACGGCGAAGGAGGUAUCUCAAGAUGAGAAGGAGAGGCUAAUAAUUGCUGCAAAGGCCGCACCAAAGGCAACGAGUAGCUGUGGGAGUUGCUUCUUAGGAGAUGCCUUUCGAUGUGCGGGUUGCCCUUAUCUCGGUCUACCUGCGUUUAAACCGGGUGAAAAGGUGGAAAUUGAUUUUGGGAUGGAUGAUUUCUAG